Messenger RNA from Cornus florida, 1549 nucleotides. Its product is annotated as UDP-glucuronic acid decarboxylase 6. The transcript has 13 exons. The coding region runs from base 284 to 1324 and encodes 346 amino acids. Gene Ontology annotation, biological process: D-xylose metabolic process. The record is from RefSeq and is a predicted model, not a curated record. NCBI's taxonomy places the organism in Eukaryota, Viridiplantae, Streptophyta, Magnoliopsida, Cornales, Cornaceae. Gene Ontology annotation, molecular function: NAD+ binding; UDP-glucuronate decarboxylase activity. Gene Ontology annotation, cellular component: cytoplasm.
AUUUCGAUCAUCGUUGUUGAGGAGCUAUCAUUAAUUUUGGUGUUUCGUGAAUUUGAAGUCUCUUUUUAUUUAUUAUUAUAUUUUUCAAUUAUGUUGCACUCGAGUUGGCAGUGUUUGGUGGUAGAAGUUUCCAUUUUUAAUUAUUAAUACACUGUAGGUGUGUAUAUAGCUAUAUAUAAGCUGUUGAUCUUUGCGUUUCUUGGAUCAAUACAGAAAUUAGGGUUUUGAGUGUUCUUUUUAUUCUCACGAUUAGAGUAUUGAGUUCUGUUAGGGGAUCUACGCAAUGGCAAAGAAUUCUUCGAAUGGUGAUCACAUAACAACCACAAAGCAGCCUCCAAGCCCAUCUCCUUUGCGAAAUUCGAAAUUUUUUCAGUCCAAUAUGAGAAUUUUGGUUACUGGUGGAGCUGGCUUUAUUGGGUCUCACCUAGUAGACAGACUGAUGGAAAAUGAAAAGAAUGAGGUAAUUGUUGCUGAUAAUUACUUCACUGGUUCAAAGGACAAUCUUAAAAAAUGGAUUGGUCAUCCAAGAUUUGAGCUUAUUCGUCAUGAUGUCACAGAGCCUUUGUUGGUUGAGGUUGAUCAGAUAUACCAUCUUGCAUGCCCCGCUUCUCCAAUUUUCUAUAAAUACAAUCCUGUGAAGACGAUAAAGACAAAUGUUAUCGGCACAUUGAACAUGCUAGGACUUGCCAAGCGAGUCGGAGCAAGGAUUUUGCUUACAUCAACCUCAGAGGUAUAUGGUGAUCCUCUUAUCCACCCCCAACCUGAGAGCUACUGGGGUAAUGUUAACCCAAUUGGAGUUCGGAGCUGCUAUGACGAGGGAAAGCGCGUGGCUGAGACAUUGAUGUUUGAUUAUCAUAGGCAGCAUGGGAUUGAAAUACGUAUUGCUAGAAUCUUCAACACAUAUGGGCCACGUAUGAAUAUUGAUGAUGGUCGUGUUGUCAGCAAUUUCAUAGCUCAAGCGCUUAGGGAUGAAGCAUUGACGGUUCAAGCUCCUGGAACACAGACUCGCAGUUUCUGUUAUGUCUCUGAUAUGGUUGAUGGCCUUAUUCGGCUUAUGGAAGGCGAGAACACUGGGCCAAUCAACAUUGGAAACCCAGGUGAAUUUACCAUGCUUGAACUUGCUGAGACAGUGAAAGAGCUUAUCAAUCCUAAUGUUGAGAUAAAAAUGGUUGAGAACACUCCUGAUGAUCCAAGACAGAGGAAACCAGACAUCACAAAGGCAAAAGAAACUCUUGGGUGGGAACCAAAAAUCAAGUUGCGUGAUGGCCUUCCCCUCAUGGAGGAGGACUUUCGACUGAGACUCGCAGUCCCCAAGAAGAAAUGAACAAACAUCUCAAGGGAGUUGAAUUUGGCAAGUCAUUUUUCCUUUGGUACAUGGUGUGUUUCCUCAGCAUGUGGCAUCUUUCUUGUGCUUUUAUUUUUCUAAUUUACAUAUUUCAUCUAAGUAAAUGGUUGUGAGUUUUUUUCUCUCCUUGAAAUUUUGGACUCUGAGAAACUGUGAAACUUUGUUUUCCUUGGUUAGGAAAUAAUGCUGCAUUCUAUUGCCCCA